Molecule: messenger RNA, 339 nt
Organism: Knipowitschia caucasica
Lineage: Eukaryota; Metazoa; Chordata; Actinopteri; Gobiiformes; Gobiidae
Source: the annotation of a GenBank genome assembly
AUGGAUGCAAAACUGAAGCCGAAGCCAGGGACGGGUCGGAGAGGUCGGACCAAACGGGAAAGAGUACGCAGGUUGAGGGAAGUGGGGAGCAGAGAAACCCACUGCAACCCAGAGCUCCACCACCACUCCUCCUGCUCCGACAGGGAGGCGCGCAGUCCAGGGAGGGAGCCUGCUAAAAAGGCACCGCGCCCCGCAGCCUCCAGAGCCCCCAGGAGGAAGAGGAGGGAGUCCAGCUCACAGGAGGAAGAUAUCAUUGAUGGAUUUGCUAUUUCCAGUUUCAUCAGCCUGGAGCGCCUGGAGGUAAGAGAGCUGGUGCAUGUUGUGAUUACCUUAGACUGA